Messenger RNA from Entrophospora candida, 1523 nucleotides. Lineage: Eukaryota; Fungi; Glomeromycota; Glomeromycetes; Entrophosporales; Entrophosporaceae. The record is from the annotation of a GenBank genome assembly.
AUGGUUUCCUACAUGAAAGACGUUGCCAAGCUUGGUGUAGAACUUACUGUUGAAGAACGUAAUCUCCUUUCGGUUGCUUAUAAAAAUGUAAUUGGUGCCCGUCGUGCAUCUUGGAGAAUUAUUUCAUCUAUUGAACAAAAAGAAGAAAACAAGGGGAAUGAUACUCAAGUUCAAAAGAUUAAAGCAUAUCGUCAAAAAGUAGAAGCUGAACUCUCCGAAGUGUGUUCGGAUAUUCUUGCUGUAUUGGAUGAACAUUUAAUUCCAGCUGCAGAGGCUGGGGAAUCUAGAGUAUUUUAUUAUAAAAUGAAAGGCGAUUAUCACCGAUAUCUUGCUGAAUUUGCCUCUGGUGAACGAAGAAAAGAAGCUGCAACACAAGCACAUGAAGCGUAUAAACAUGCUACUGAUAUUGCUCAAACAGACUUGCCUUCAACUCAUCCAAUUCGCCUCGGACUUGCUCUAAACUUUUCCGUUUUCUACUAUGAGAUCCUCAAUUCACCUGAUCGUGCAUGUCAUCUUGCUAAACAAGCAUUUGAUGAUGCUAUUGCUGAACUUGAUACUUUAAGUGAAGAGUCUUAUAAAGAUAGCACAUUAAUUAUGCAAUUGUUAAGAGAUAAUUUAACUCUUUGGACUUCUGACUUACAAGAGGAAGAAAAACAAGACGACGCCAAACCAGAAGUUGAAGCAGAAGAAUCUAAUAGUAAUGAAAAAGACUCAUUCCUAUUUGUAACAGAAGGGAUUUUGGCCUCAUCUUCAGUUUUAGCUGCGUUUAAUAUUGUAAAGGAUGAAAGUUGGGGAAUAUUUGAAACUUGUGGCAAAUUUAACAAUGUACAAGAUGCUGAAAUUUCUGGAAAUGAACAGAUUAAGAGGAUAAUGAUGGGUCAAGAUUAUGAUGGAUCCCAUAUCAAAGGAUUAAUUAUAAAUUUUUUAGAUUACCCAUCAUUAUUGAAGCAAUCUGGUUUUUUAGAUGAAUUGGUAACUCCCCUUUUUAAAUGCAAAAAGGCACAUACAUAUGAAGAAAUGAGGGAAUAUCUAAGUAAUACUAGCAUGUAUGUUAAGCAAUUUAAACCCAUGGAUGAAGAAGAUUGCAAACUAAUUAAAAUGGUAUUUGCAAAAGAGAAUAUUAAUGAAUGUAGAAAUUGGAUUGAAAAUAUAGAAGUUUCAGAAUUGUCAGGUUAUGUUUCUGAAAAUACCAAAUAUCAUCAUGGUACAACAAAUCUUGAUCCUAUAAUAAUUGGUCUUGCACAAAAUUUUGUAGGAUCUAAUAACAUCAAUUUGUUAGAGCCUAUAGGUCAUUUUGGUAAUAGAAAUGAUGGUAUUAAGGCCUACCUUAAUGAAAAGCAAAAAUGUUCAAAGAGCAUGAGUAAUUUAAUUUAUAAUUUCCAAAAAUAUUGUGCUGAUACCAAAAAUGAAAUGACAUCAAAUGAAAUCAUGGACCUAAAACCAACAUCAGAGUUUGUUCUGAGGUAUGCAGAAGAGGUUGACCAUAUUCAAGUUUUGAAGGAAGUUUUUGAACCUGUUGACAA